Molecule: messenger RNA, 24032 nt
Organism: Coregonus sp. 'balchen'
Lineage: Eukaryota; Metazoa; Chordata; Actinopteri; Salmoniformes; Salmonidae
Source: the annotation of a GenBank genome assembly
AUGGCAGGUACAGGUGUAACGCUUCACUCAGCAGCAUCACCAUGUUUAAAAAACCAAUCCUGGUACAUGAUGAUGUGCUCCCAGCUCUCUAGUCUAGAAGCCAGAGCUCUGGCGGUCCUCUCCUAGCAGAGUAAACACACACAGAUGGAGAGCAUGAGAUGCUAUGGCUUUUGAGCUGCAGCUGACGCUCCUCUCCUAGCAGUGUGAGGAGGAAGCAGCUAGCUCCUGAUUUGAUAUCCAGCGACUCCUGUGUCAUGUGUUCCAGGGCCCGUUCUCUUUGUCUCCUUCCUGGGUCUGUCUCUGGCUAUGUCACAAAUGCCACCCUAUUCCCUAUAUGGUGCACUACUUUUGACCAGAGCUCGAUGGGACCUGGCCAAAAGUAGUGCACUACAUAGGGAAUAGAGGUGCCAGUUGAGAUGCAACCUCUGUCUCACUCUCUGUCUCACUGGCUGCUGAAUUGAGAGCAGAUGGCGUCGCUGCAGUGCAUAGUUUUAGACUCCUACAUCCUCAUACCGAAAGGGAUGCAUGAAGUCCAACAGAACUCAACCGAUACACAGUCUAGACCAGGGUUGCCCAACCCUGUUCCUGGAGAGCUACCGUCCUGUAGGUUUUUGCUCCAACCCCAGGUGUUACUAACCUGAUUCAUUUUACGAAAACGAUGGCACACGCCAGAUAGCUAGCAACAAUAGCAAGAAGCUGCCAUGUGGGGAAUCGCAGGCGGCUCGUUUCAGCUAGUUUUAUCCUGUGUUCUUGAUCCCAUGUCUUGUUUUGAGGUGUUUUGACUGAUGUCACGUCAAUGCUAAUAUGGCUGAAACUCGCUAGCUAGCUAACCAACAACUGUAGCGAUGUAUUAGAGUGCUCAUUCUGCACAUUUAUUUCUGUUUUCAAUAAACAUUGGAGACUAAAUAUAGGUUACAUGUUGUCAACAAUCUAAGCCAGGACUGCCCAACCCUGUUCCUGGAGAGCUACCCUCCUGUAGGUUUUUGCUCCAACCCUAAUCUAGCACACCUGAUUCUAAUAAUUUAGCAGGUUGAUAAAAUGAAUCAGGUUAGUAACACCUGGGGUUGGAGGCGAAAAACCUACAGGAGGGCAGCUCUCCAGGAACAGGGUUGGGCAACCCUGGUCUAGAUGUUACAGUGGUGGUAGUGGUGGUGCUAUGGUAGCGACAGCGGCUAGUAGCUAGCUGAACACUCUGCGUGUGUACUUUAAUAGGAAUUCAAGCGAAUCACAGACCGUCUACACUAGAUACCACCUACCUGAACCCCGUACGACGUAAUAGUUUAUAGGACACCGUUUAGUUCAUUUUGUUCAUAUGCAGCGUGGCUGUGGUAUGAUAUAAACUGUAGAAGUAUUAAUUCAUCCGGCCAUAUUGAAAUGGUGGAGUAAAAUCCUCCGUGGUUUGGAGCAUGGCAAAGCAAGCGGAAAGAUUUAGUGAUAAGUAAAAUAUUGUGAUUGUCCAGUCCAACGUGUUUAACUUUUCCUGCACUAAAUAUGAAGUCUAGAAGUAUACCGUGAUGGUGUGAUAGUAGUCACUGUUGCAAUAUGAAGUCUAGAAGUAUACCGUGAUGGUCUGAUAGUAGUUGCUGUUGCAAUAUGAAGUCUAGAAGUGUACCGUGAUGGUCUGAUAGUAGUCACUGUUGCAAUAUGAAGUCUAGAAGGAUACCGUGAUGGUCUGAUAGUAGUCACUGUUGCAAUAUGAAGUCUAGAAGGAUACCGUGUUGGUCUGAUAGUAGUCACUGUUGCAAUAUGAAGUCUAGAAGUAUACCGUGAUGGUCUGAUAGUAGUCACUGUUGCAAUAUGAAGUCUAGAAGUAUACCGUGAUGGUCUGAUAGUAGUCACUGUUGCAAUAUGAAGUCUAGAAGUGUACCGUGAUGGUCUGAUAGUAGUCACUGUUGCAAUAUGAAGUCUAGAAGUGUACCGUGAUGGUCUGAUAGUAGUCACUGUUGCAAUAUGAAGUCUAGAAGUAUACCGUGAUGGUCUGAUAGUAGUCACUGUUGCAAUAUGAAGUCUAGAAGGAUACCGUGUUGGUCUGAUAGUAGUCACUGUUGCAAUAUGAAGUCUAGAAGUAUACCGUGAUGGUCUGAUAGUAGUCACUGUUGCAAUAUGAAGUCUAGAAGGAUACCGUGAUGGUCUGAUAGUAGUCACUGUUGCAAUAUGAAGUCUAGAAGGAUACCGUGAUGGUCUGAUAGUAGUCACUGUUGCAAUAUGAAGUCUAGAAGUGUACCGUGAUGGUCUGAUAGUAGUCACUGUUGCAAUAUGAAGUCUAGAAGUAUACCGUGAUGGUCUGAUAGUAGUCACUGUUGCAAUAUGAAGUCUAGAAGUAUACCGUCAUGGUCUGAUAGUAGUCACUGUUGCAAUAUGAAGUCUAGAAGUAUACCGUGAUGGUCUGAUAGUAGUCACUGUUGCAAUAUGAAGUCUAGAAGUAUACCGUGAUGGUCUGAUAGUAGUCACUGUUGCAAUAUGAAGUCUAGAAGGAUACCGUGAUGGUCUGAUAGUAGUCACUGUUGCAAUAUGAAGUCUAGAAGUAUACCGUGAUGGUCUGAUAGUAGUCACUGUUGCAAUAUGAAGUCUAGAAGGAUACCGUGUUGGUCUGAUAGUAGUCACUGUUGCAAUAUGAAGUCUAGAAGGAUACCGUGAUGGUCUGAUAGUAGUCACUGUUGCAAUAUGAAGUCUAGAAGGAUACCGUGAUGGUCUGAUAGUAGUCACUGUUGCAAUAUGAAGUCUAGAAGGAUACCGUGAUGGUCUGAUAGUAGUCACUGUUGCAAUAUGAAGUCUAGAAGGAUACCGUGAUGGUCUGAUAGUAGUUGCUGUAGUUCUGUCAAGUCCUAUCGUUACUCAAAGGGGAAUAUUGUUGUGUGUGUGUGUGUGUGUGUGCGUGUGACUCUCUGUGUGUGACUCUCUGUGUGUGUGUCUGUCUCUCUUUCUCUCGUCUCUGUGUGUGUUUCUACAUCUGAUUUGGCUGUGUUUCUACAUAAAAUAAUAAUAAUAUGCCAUUUAGCAGACGCUUUUAUCCAAAGCGACUUAGUCAUGUGCGCAUACAUGUUUACGUAUGGGUGGUCCCGGGGAUCCAACCCACUACCCUGGCGUUACAAGCGCCAUGCUCUACCAAUUGAGCUACAGAGGACCACAUCUGAUUUGGCUGUGUUUCUACAUCUGAUUUGGCUGUGUUUCUACAUCUGAUUUGGCUGUGUUUCUACAUCUGAUUUGGCUGUGUUUCUACAUCUGAUUUGGCUGUGUUUCUGUCUCUCUGCUUCCAGGGGACGACUUCUCCAUCAUCCAGCAGGAGAUCUUCAUGGUGAAGGAAUGCAUGCACCACAACAUAGUGGCCUACUUCGGGAGUUACCUCUGGUAAGAGCCAAGACAACACUGAAUACCAGGCACCCUAUUCCCUAGGGCCCAGUGCUACCUCUGGUAAGAGCCAAGACAACACUCAAUACCCGGGAUGUUACAAAUGAUCCCUAGGGCCCAGUGCUACCUCUGGUAAGAGCCAAGACCACACUCAAUACCUACCAGCACUCUGUAUCUGAGUGAGGUGGUGAUAGUCUAGCCGCGGGAGGAGGUGAUAGUCUAGCCGCGGGAGGAGGUGAUAGUCUAGCCGCGGGAGGAGGUGAUAGUCUAGCCGCGGGAGGAGGUGAUAGUCUAGCCGCGUGAGGAGGUGAUAGUCUAGCCGCGGGAGGAGGGGAUAGUCUAGCCGCGGGAGGAGGUGAUAGUCUAGCCGCGGGAGGUGGUGAUAGUCUAGCCGCGGGAGGAGGUGAUAGUCUAGCCGCGGGAGGAGGGGAUAGUCUAGCCGCGGGAGUGAGGGGAUAGUCUAAGCCGCGGGAGGAGGUGAUAGUCUAGCCGCGGGAGGUGGUGAUAGUCUAGCCGCGGGAGGAGGUGAUAGUCUAGCCGCGGGAGGUGGUGAUAGUCUAGCCGCGGGAGGAGGUGAUAGUCUAGCCGCGGGAGGAGGUGAUAGUCUAGCCCGCGGGAGGAGUGAUAGUCUAGCCGCGGAGGAGGUGUAUAGUCUAGCCGCGGGAGGGAGGUGAUAGUCUAGCCGCGUGAGGAGGUGAUAGUCUAGCCCGCGGGAGGAGGUGAUAGUCUAGCCGCGGGAGGAAGGUGAUAGUCUAGCCGCGGAGGAGGUGAUAGUCUAGCCGCGGAGGAGUGAUAGUCCUAGCCGGCGGGAGGAGGGUGCCUGGUCUGUAGCUGAGUGGGGUCAGGAGGGGAUAGUCUGUAGCUGAGUGGGAUAGUCUGUAGCUGAGUGGGGUCAGGAGGGGAUAGUCUGUAGCUGAGUGGGGGAUAGUCCUGUAGCUGAGUGGGGAUAGUCUGUAGCUGAGUGGGGAUAGUCUGUAGCUGAGUGGGGUCAGGAGGGGAUAGUCCUGUAGCUGAGUGGGGUCAGGAGGGGAUAGUCUGUAGCUGAGUGGGGAUAGUCCUGUAGCUGAGUGGGUCAGAGGGGAUAGUCUGUAGCUGAGUGGGGUCAGGAGGGGAUAGUCUGUAGCUGAGUGGGGUCAGGAGGGGAUAGUCUGUAGCUGAUUGGGGGAUAGUCUGUAGCUGAGUGGGGUCCAGGAGGGGAAUAGUCUGUAGCUGAGUGGGGAUAGUCUGUAGCUGAGUGGGGGUCAGGAGGGGAUAGUCUGUAGCUGAGUGGGGUCAGGAGGGGAUAGUCUGUAGCUGAGUGGGGAUAGUCUGUAGCUGAGUGGGGUCAGGAGGGGAUAGUCUGUAGCUGAGUGGGGAUAGUCCUGUAGCUGAGUGGGGUCAGGAGGGGAUAGUCUGUAGCUGAGUGGAGGUCAUGAGGGGAUAGUCUGUAGCUGAGUGGGGUCAGGAGGGGAUAGUCUGUAGCUGAGUGGGGAUAGUCUGUAGCUGAGUGGGGAUAGUCUGUAGCUGAGUGGGGAUAGUCUGUAGCUGAGUGGGGAUAGUCUGUAGGUGAGUGGGGUCAGGAGGGGAUAGUCUGUAGCUGAGUGGGGUCAGGAGGGGAUAGUCUGUAGCUGAGUGGGGAUAGUCUGUAGCUGAGUGGGGUCAGGAGGGGAUAGUCUGUAGCUGAGCGGGGUCAGGAUGGGAUAGUCUGUAGCUGAGUGGGGUCAGGAGGGGAUAGUCUGUAGCUGAGUGGGGAUAGUCUGUAGCUGAGUGGGGAUAGUCUGUAGCUGAGUGGGGUCAGGAGGGGAUAGUCCUGUAGCUGAGUGGGGUCAGGAGGGGAUAGUCCUGUAGCUGAGUGGGGGUCAGGAGGGGAUAGUCCUGUAGCUGAGUGGGGUCAGGAGGGGAUAGUCUGUAGCUGAGUGGGGUCAGGAGGGGAUAGUCUGUAGCUGAGUGGGGAUAGUCUGUAGCUGAGUGGGGUCAGGAGGGGAUAGUCCUGUAGCUGAGUGGGGUCAGGAGGGGAUAUUCUGUAGCUGAGUUGGGGAUAGUCUGUAGCUGAGUGGGGUCAGGAGGGGAUAGUCUGUAGCUGAGUGGGGUCAGGAGGGGAUAGUCCUGUAGCUGAGCGGGGUCAGGAGGGGAUAGUCUGUAGCUGAGUGGGGAUAGUCUGUAGCUGAGUGGGGUCAGGAGGGGAUAGUCUGUAGCUGAGUGGGGAUAGUCUGUAGCUGAGUGGGGUCAGGAGGGGAUAGUCUGUAGCUGAGUGGGGUCAGGAGGGGAUAGUCUGUAGCUGAGUGGGGUCAGGAGGGGAUAGUCUGUAGCUGAGUGGGGUCAGGAGGGGAUAGUCUGUAGCUGAGUGGGGUCAGGAGGGGAUAGUCUGUAGCUGAGUGGGGUCAGGAGUGGAUAGUCUGUAGCUGAGUGGGGGUCAGGAGGGGAUAGUCUGUAGCUGAGUGGGGUCAGGAGGGGAUAGUCUGUAGCUGAGUGGGGAUAGUCUGUAGCUGAGUGGGGAUAGUCUGUAGCUGAGUGGGGAUAGUCCUGUAGCUGAGUGGGGUCAGGAGGGGAUAGUCUGUAGCUGAGUGGGGAUAGUCGUAGCUGAGUGGGGUCAGGAGGGGAUAGUCUGUAGCUGAGUGGGGAUAGUCUGUAGCUGAGUGGGGUCAGGAGGGGAUAGUCUGUAGCUGAGUGGGGUCAGGAUGGGGAUAGUCCUGUAGCUGAGUGGGGUCAGGAGGGGAUAGUCUGUAGCUGAGUGGGGAUAGUCUGUAGCUGAGUGGGGAUAGUCUGUAGCUGAGUGGGGAUAGUCUGUAGCUGAGUGGGGAUAGUCUGUAGCUGAGUGGGGAUAGUCUGUAGCUGAGUGGGGAUAGUCUGUAGCUGAGUGGGGAUAGUCUGUAGCUGAGUGGGGAUAGUCUGUAGCUGAGUGGGGUCAGGAGGGGAUAGUCUGUAGCUGAGUGGGGUCAGGAGGGGAUAGUCUGUAGCUGAGUGGGGAUAGUCUGUAGCUGAGUGGGGUCAGGAGGGGAUAGUCUGUAGCUGAGUGGGGAUAGUCUGUAGCUGAGUGGGGUCAGGAGGGGAUACUCCUGUAGCUGAGUGGGGUCAGGAGGGGAUAGUCCUGUAGCUGAGUGGGGUCAGGAGGGGAUAGUCUGUAGCUGAGUGGGGUCAGGAGGGGAUAGUCUGUAGCUGAGUGGGGUCAGGAGGGGAUAGUCUGUAGCUGAGUGGGGUCAGGAGGGGAUAGUCUGUAGCUGAGUGGGGAUAGACUGUAGCUGAGUGGGGUCAGGAGGGGAUAGUCUGUAGCUGAGUGGGGUCAGGAGGGGAUAGUCCUGUAGCUGAGUGGGGUCAGGAGGGGAUAGUCUGUAGCUGAGUGGGGUCAGGAGGGGAUAGUCUGUAGCUGAGUGGGGUCAGGAGGGGAUAGUCUGUAGCUGAUUGGGGAUAGUCUGUAGCUGAGUGGGGAUAGUCUGUAGCUGAGUGGGGUUAGUCUGUAGCUGAGUGGGGUCAGGAGGGGAUAGUCUGUAGCUGAGUGGGGUCAGGAGGGGAUAGUCUGUAGCUGAGUGGGGAUAGUCUGUAGCUGAGUGGGGUCAGGAGGGGAUAGUCUGUAGCUGAGCGGGGUCAGGAGGGGAUAGUCUGUAGCUGAGUGGGGUCAGGAGGGGGUAGUCUGUAGCUGAGUGGGGAUAGUCUGUAGCUGAGUGGGGUCAGGAGGGGAUAGUCUGUAGCCGAGUGGGGUCAGGAGGGGAUAGUCUGUAGCUGAGUGGGGUCAGGAGGGGAUAGUCUGUAGCUGAGCGGGGUCAGGAGGGGAUAGUCUGUAGCUGAGUGGGGAUAGUCUGUAGCUGAGUGGGGAUAGUCUGUAGCUGAGUGGGGUCAGGAGGGGAUAGUCUGUAGCUGAGUGGGGUCAGGAGUGGAUAGUCUGUAGCUGAGCGGGGUCAGGAGUGGAUAGUCUGUAGCUGAGCGGGGUCAGGAGGGGAUAGUCUGUAGCUAAAUGGGGUCAGGAGUGGAUAGUCCUGUAGCUGAGUGGGGAUAGUCUGUAGCUGAGUGGGUAUAGUCUGUAGCUGAGUGGGGUCAGGAGGGGAUAGUCUGUAGCUGAGUGGGGUCAGGAGGGGAUAGUCUGUAGCUGAGCGGGGUCAGGAGGGGAUAGUCUGUAGCUGAGUGGGGAUAGUCUGUAGCUGAGUGGGGUCAGGAGGGGAUAGUCUGUAGCUGAGUGGGGAUAGUCUGUAGCUGAGUGGGGUCAGGAGGGGAUAGUCUGUAGCUGAGUGGGGAUAGUCUGUAGCUGAGUGGGGUCAGGAGGGGAUAGUCUGUAGCUGAGUGGGGAUAGUCUGUAGCUGAGUGGGGAUAGUCUGUAGCUCAGUGGGGAUAGUCUGUAGCUGAGUGGGGAUAGACUGUAGCUGAGUGGGGUCAGGAGGGGAUAGUCUGUAGCUGAGUGGGGUCAGGAGGGGAUAGUCUGUAGCUGAGUGGGGAUAGUCUGUAGCUGAGUGGGGUCAGGAGGGGAUAGUCUGUAGCUGAGUGGGGAUAGUCUGUAGCUGAGUGGGGUCAGGAGGGGAUAGUCUGUAGCUGAGUGGGGAUAGUCUGUAGCUGAGUUGGGUCAGGAGGGGAUAGUCUUUAGCUGAGUGGGGUCAGGAGGGGAUAGUCUGUAGCUGAGUGGGGUCAGGAGGGAUAGUCUGUAGCUGAGCGGGGUCAGGAGGGGAUAGUCUGUAGCUGAGUGGGGAUAGUCUGUAGCUGAGUGGGGAUAGUCUGUAGCUGAGUGGGGGUCAGGAGGGGAUAGUCUGUAGCUGAGUGGGGAUAGUCUGUAGCUGAGUGGGGUCAGGAGGGGAUAGUCUGUAGCUGAGUGGGGUCAGGAGGGGAUAGUCUGUAGCUGAGUGGGGAUAGUCUCUAGCUGAGUGGGGAUAGUCUGUAGCUGAGUGGGGUCAGGAGGGGAUAGUCUGUAGCUGAGUGGGGAUAGUCUGUAGGUGAGUGGGGUCAGGAGUGGAUAGUCUGUAGCUGAGUGGGGUCAGGAGGGGUUAGUCUGUAGCUGAGUGGGGUCAGGAGGGGAUAGUCUGUAGCUGAGUGGGGUCAGGAGGGGAUAGUCUGUAGCUGAGUGGGGAUAGUCUGUAGCUGAGUGGGGUCAGGAGGGGAUAGUCUGUAGCUGAGUGGGGAUAGACUGUAGCUGAGUGGGGUCAGGAGGGGAUAGUCUGUAGCUGAGUGGGGUCAGGAGGGGAUAGUCUAGCUGAGUGGGGAUAGUCUGUAGCUGAGUGGGGUCAGGAGGGGAUAGUCUGUAGCUGAGCGGGUGGUCAGGAGGGGAUAGUCUGUAGCUGAGUGGGGUCAGGAGUGGAUAGUCCUGUAGCUGAGUGGGGUCAGGAGGGGAUAGUCUGUAGCUGAGUGGGGUCAGGAGGGGAUAGUCUGUAGCUGAGUGGGGGUCAGGAGGGGAUAGUCUGUAGCUGAGUGGGGUCAGGAGGGGAUAGUCUGUAGCUGAGUGGGGAUAGUCUGUAGCUGAGCGGGGGUCAGGAGGGGAUAGUUUGUAGCUGAGUGGGGUCAGGAGGGGAUAGUCUGUAGCUGAGUGGGGAUAGUCUGUAGCUGAGUGGGGUCAGGAGGGGAUAGUCUGUAGCUGAGUGGGGUCAGGAGGGGAUAGUCUGUAGCUGAGUGGGGUCAGGAGGGGAUAGUCUGUAGCUGAGUGGGGUCAGGAGGGGAUAGUCUGUAGCUGAGUGGGGUCAGGAGGGGAUAGUCUGUAGCUGAGUGGGGAUAGUCUGUAGCUGAGUGGGGUCAGGAGGGAUAGUUUGUAGCUGAGUGGGGUCAGGAGGGGAUAGUCUGUAGCUGAGUGGGGAUAGUCUGUAGCUGAGUGGGGAUAGUCUGUAGCUGAGUGGGGAUAGUUUGUAGCUGAGUGGGGUCAGGAGGGGAUAGUCUGUAGCUGAGUGGGGUCAGGAGGGGAUAGUCUGUAGCUGAGUGGGGUCAGGAGGGGAUAGUCUGUAGCUGAGCGGGGUCAGGAGGGGAUAGUCUGUAGCUGAGUGGGGUCAGGAGGGGAUAGUCUGUAGCUGAGUGGGGAUAGUCUGUAGCUGAGUGGGGUCAGGAGGGAGUACUUGAUAUUUCCAGACCAGAGUAAUGAAAGAGUGUAAAGGUCAGAUCACCCAAGGUUCUAAAUAUCAGGAUGUGUGGUUUACAAUAUAAUGGAGACUAUCCUCUGAAUGGCCUUAGCACAGCCCUGCCAAGUAUUGCCAGCCCUGCCAAGUAGUGCCAGUCCUGCUCAUAAACGUAUAUAGGCCCAUCCCUGAUGAUAGACUUGCCUUCGGAAAGUAUUCAGACCCCUUACCUUUUUCCACAUUUUGUUACGUUACAGCCUUAUUCUAAAAUUGAUUAAAUACAAAUCUACACACAAUACCCCAUAAUGACAAAACAAAAAAAAUAGUUUUUAGAAAUGUUGCAAAUGUGUUAAAAAUAUUUAACAGAUAUACCUUAUUUACAUAAGUAUUCAGACCAUUUGCUGUGAGACUCUAAAUAGAGAUCAGGUGCAUCAUGUUUCCACUGAUCAUCCUUUAGAUGUUUCUACAACUUGAUUGGAGUCCACCUGUGGUAAAUUCAAUUGAUUGGACAUGAUUUGGAAAGACACACACCUGUCUAUAUAAGGUCCCACAGUUGACAGUGCAUGUAGCUCAGUUGGCUACAAGCAUGGCGCUUGCAACGCCAGGGUUGUGGGUUCGUUUCUCACGGGGGGCCAGUAUGAAAAAUGUAUGCACUCACUAACUGUAAGUCGCUCUGGAUAAGAGCAUCUGCUAAAUGACUAAAAAAAUAAUAAUAAUACAAAUACAUUUUAAAAAAGAGCAGAAACCAAGCCAUGAGGUCGAAGGAAUUGUCCGUAGAGCUCCGAGACAGGAUUGUGUCGAGGCACAGAUCUGUGGAAGGGUACCAAACAAUGUCUGCAGCAUUGAAGGUCCCCAAGAACACAGUGGCCUCCAUCACUCUUAAAUGGAAGAAGUUUGGAACCACCAAGACUCUUCCUAGAGCUGGCCACCCGGCCAAACUGAGAAAUCGGGGGAGAAGGGCCUUGGUCAGGGAGGUGACCAAGAACCCGAUGGUCACUCUGACAGAGCUCCAGAGUUCCUCUGUGGAGAUGGGAGAACCUUCCAGAAGGACAACCAUCUCUGUAGAAAUUCACCAAUCAGGCCUUUAUGGUAGAGUGGCCAGACGGAAGCCACUCCUUAGUAAAAGGUACAUGACAGCCUGCUUGGAGUUUGUCAAAAGGCACUUAAAGGACUCUCAGACCAUGACAAACAAGAUUCUCUGGUCUGAUGAAACCAAGAUUGAACUCUUUGGCCUGACUGCCAAGCGUCCGGUCUGGAGGAAUCCUGGCACCAUCCCUACGGUGUAGCAUGGUGGUGGCAGCAUCAUGCUGUGGGGAUGUUUUUCAGCGGCAGGGACUGAGAGACUAGUCAGGCUCAAGGGAAAGAUGAACGGAGCAAAGUACUGAGAGGUCCUUUAUGAAAACCUGCUCCAGAGAGCUCAGGACCUCAGACUGGGGCGAAGGUUCACCUUCCAACAGGACAACGACCCUAAGCACACAGCCAAGACAACGCAUGAGUGGCUUCGGGACAAUUCUCUGAAUGUCCUUGAGUGGCCCAGCCAGAGCCCGGACUUGAACCCGAUCAAACAUCUGGAGACCUGAAAAUAGCUGCGCAGCGACGCUCCCUAUCCAACCUGACAGAGCUUGAAAGGACCUGCAGAGAAGAAACUCCCCAAAUAUAGGUGUGCCAAGCUUGUAGCGUCAUACCCAAGAAGCCUUGAGGCUGUAAUCGUUGCCAAAGGUGCUUCAACAAAGUACUGAGUAAAGGGUCUGAAUACUCAUGUAAAUGUGAUAUUUUUCUAAUACAUUUUUUAUACAUUUUCAAAAUGUCCUAAAAAAAAUUGUUGCUUUGUUAUUGUGGGGUAUUGUGUGUAGAUUGAUGAGGGGAAGAAAACAAUUCAAUCCAUUUUAGAAUAAGGCUGUAACUUAACAAUGUUCAAAAAGUCAAGGGGUCUGAAUACUUUCUGAAUGCACUGUAUAUAGGCCCUGUUCAUAGACUUAUAUAGACCCAGCCCUGCUCAUAGACUUAUAUAGACCCAGCCCUGCUCAUAGACUUAUAUAGACCCAGCCCUGCUCAUAGACUUAUAUAGACCCAGCCCUGCUCAUAGACUUAUAUAGACCCAGCCCUGCUCAUAGACUUAUAUAGACCCAGCCCUGCUCAUAGACUUAUAUAGACCCAGCCCUGCUCAUAGACUUAUAUAGACCCAGCCCUGUUCAUAGACUUAUAUAGACCCAGCCCUGCUCAUAGACUUAUAUAGACCCAGCCCUGCUCGUAGACUUAUAUAGACCCAGCCCUGCUCAUAGACUUAUAUAUAGACCCAGCCCUGCUCAUAGACUUAUAUAGGCCCAGCCCUGCUCAUAGACUUAUAUAGACCCAGCCCUGUUCAUAGACUUAUAUAGACCCAGCCCUGCUCAUAGACUUAUAUAGACCCAGCCCUGCUCAUAGACUUAUAUAGACCCAGCCCUGCUCAUAGACUUAUAUAGGCCCAGCCCUGCUCAUAUACUUAUAUAGACCCAGCCCUGCUCAUAGACUUAUAUAGACCCAGCCCUGCUCAUAGACUUAUAUAGACCCAGCCCUGCUCAUAGACUUAUAUAGACCCAGCCCUGCUCAUAGACUUAUAUAGACCCAGCCCUGCUCAUAGACUUAUAUAGGCCCAGCCCUGCUCAUAGACUUAUAUAGACCCAGCCCUGCUCAUAGACUUAUAUAGACCCAGCCCUGCUCAUAGACUUAUAUAUAGACCCAGCCCUGCUCAUAGACUUAUAUAUAGACCCAGCCCUGCUCAUAGACUUAUAUAUAGACCCAGCCCUGCUCAUAGACUUAUAUAUAGGCCCAGCCCUGCUCAUAGACUUAUAUAGGCCCAGCCCUGCUCAUAGACUUAUAUAUAGACCCAGCCCUGCUCAUAGACUUAUAUAGACCCAGCCCUGCUCAUAGACUUAUAUAUAGACCCAGCCCUGCUCAUAGACUUAUAUAGACCCAGCCCUGCUCAUAGACUUAUAUAGACCCAGCCUUGCUCAUAGACUUAUAUAUAGGCCCAGCCCUGCUCAUAUACUUAUAUAGACCCAGCCCUGCUCAUAGACUUAUAUAGACCCAGCCCUGCUCAUAGACUUAUAUAUAGACCCAGCCCUGCUCAUAGACUUAUAUAGACCCAGCCCUGCUCAUAGACUUAUAUAGACCCAGCCCUGCUCAUAAACUUAUAUAGGCCCAGCCCUGCUCAUAUACAUAUACAGUUGAAGUCUGAAGUUUACAUAUAUUUAGGUUGGAGUCAUUAAAACUCGUUUUUCAACCAGUUGGAGUCAUUAAAACUAGUUUUUCAACCACUCCACAAAUGUCUUGUUAACAAACUAUAGUUUUGGUAAGUCGGUUAGGACAUCUACUUUGUGCAUGACGCAAGUAAUUUUUCCAACAAUUGUUUACAGACAGAUUAUUUCACUUAUAAUUCACUGUAUCACAAUUCCAGUGGGUCAGAAGUUUACAUACACUAAGUUGACUGUGCCUUUAAACAGCUUGGAAAAUUCCAGAAAAUGAUGUCAUGGCUUUAGAAGCUUCUGAUAGGCCAAUUGACAUCAUUUGAGUCAAUUGGGGGUGUACCUGUGGAUGUAUUUCAAGGCCUACCUUCAAACUCAGUUCCUCUUUGCUUGACAUCAUGGGGAAAUCAAAAGAAAUCAGCCAAGACCUCAGAAAAUAAAUUGUAGACCUCCACAAGUCUGGUUCAUCCUUGGGAGCAAUUUCCAAACGCCUGAAGGUACCACGUUCAUCUGUACAAACAAUAGUACGCAAGUAUGAACACCAUGGGACCACGCAGCCGUCAUAGCGGUCAGGAAGGAGAUGCGUUCUGUCUCCUAGAGAUGAACGUACUUUGGUGCGAAAAGUGCAAAUCAAUCCCAGAACAACAGCAAAGGACCUUGUGAAGAUGCUGGAGGGAACAGGUACAAAAGUAUCUAUAUCCACAGUAAAACGAGUCUUAUAUCGAAAGGCCGCUCAGCAAGGAAGAAGCCACUGCUCCAAAACCGCCAUAAAAAAGCCAGACUACGGUUUGCAACUGCACAUGGGGACAAAGAUCGUACUUUUUGGAGAAAUGUCCUCUGGUCUGAUGAAACAAAAAUAGAACUGUUUGGCCAUAAUGACCAUCGUUAUGUUUAAUUUAACUUAGACUUAUAUAUAGACCCAGCCCUGCUCAUAGACUUAUAUAGACCCAGCCCUGCUCAUAGACUUAUAUAGACCCAGCCCUGCUCAUAGACUUAUAUAGACCCAGCCCUGCUCAUAGACUUAUAUAGACCCAGCCCUGCUCAUAGACUUAUAUAGACCCAGCCCUGCUCAUAGACUUAUAUAGACCCAGCCCUGCUCAUAGACUUAUAUAGACCCAGUCCUGCUCAUAGACUUAUAUAGACCCAGCCCUGCUCAUAGACUUAUAGGCCCUGCCCUGCUCAUAUACUUAUAUAGACCCAGCCCUGCUCAUAGACUUAUAUAUAGACCCAGCCCUGCUCAUAGACUUAUAUAGACCCAGCCCUGCUCAUAGACUUAUAUAGACCCAGCCCUGCUCAUAGACUUAUAUAGACCCAGCCCUGCUCAUAUACUUAUAUAUAGACCCAGCCCUGCUCAUAGACUUAUAUAGGCCCAGCCCUGCUCAUAGACUUAUAUAUAGACCCAGCCCUGCUCAUAGACUUUUAUAUAGACCCAGCCCUGCUUAUAGACUUAUAUAGACCCAGCCCUGCUCAUAGACUUAUAUAGACCCAGCCCUGCUCAUAGACUUAUAUAGACCCAGCCCUGCUCAUAGACUUUUAUAUAGACCCAGCCCUGCUCAUAGACUUAUAUAGACCCAGCCCUGCUCAUAGACUUAUAUAGACCCAGCCCUGCUCAUAGACUUAUAUAGACCCAGCCCUGCUCAUAGACUUAUAUAUACCCAGCCCUGCUCAUAGACUUAUAUAGACCCAGCCCUGCUCAUAGACUUAUAUAGACCCAGCCCUGCUCAUAGACUUUUAUAGACCCAGCCCUGCUCAUAGACUUAUAUAGACCCAGCCCUGCUCAUAGACUUAUAUAGACCCAGCCCUGCUCAUAGACUUUUAUAGACCCAGCCCUGCUCAUAGACUUUUAUAGACCCAGCCCUGCUCAUAGACUUAUAUAGGCCCAGGCCUGCUCAUAGACUUGUAUAUAGACCCAGCCCUGCUCAUAGACUUAUAUAGGCCCAGCCCUGCUCAUAGACUUAUAUAGGCCCAGGCCUGCUCAUAGACUUAUAUAUAGACCCAGCCCUGCUCAUAGACUUAUAUAGACCCAGCCCUGCUCAUAGACUUAAAUAGGCCCAGGCCUGCUCAUAGACUUAUAUAUAGACCCAGGCCUGUACUUCCAGGAACUGGAACCUCCAGCAGGUUUAACAGGACUAAAGAGCUUCUGAUCUGGUUUAUAUGUCGAUUAGUCAGGAGAGACGUAUGCUUUAUCACAGCAGGCAGCCAGCAGGGAUUUAUAAUGUAGCCAACAUGUACAGUCAGCUCAGUGAAUAGUAAAAGAUGACUAGCGCUAGCAGCAAUGUGGUUAGCAUCAUCAGAGGCAUGCACUGUUCUUUGUUUCUGUGUUCUACAGACUAUUAUGCUGAGGUCAUUGUAAACACUUCCCUAACUGUCUCCUCUCCCUCCCUGUAUCAGCCGGGCGAAGCUGUGGAUCUGUAUGGAGUACUGUGGUGGAGGAUCUCUACAAGACGUAUAUCAUGGUGCGUUGUUCUGCUCACAUCUCUCAUUUUUAAAAACAUUUUUAGUAAUUUAGCAGACGCUCUUAUUCAGAGCGACUUACAGGAGCGAUUAGGGUUAAGUGCCUUGCUCAAGGGCACAUCUGCAGAUUUUUCACCAAGUCGGCUCGGGGAUCUGAACCAGGAAGUAUUCGGUUACUGGCCCAACGCUCUUAACCGAUGUCUCUCUCUCUCUCUCUCUCUCAUAUCAUCAUCAGAGUUAUUGCCAUCAUAACUUAUGGCUUCUUAUUGUUGACAUGUUUCAUCCCUCCCCCUGUUGUAUGACCACACCGUUGCCUAGGAUUCUGUCUGUAAACUGUAAUCAAUCUGACCCUUAUAAUAAACAUACACUACAUGACCAAAAGUAUGUGGACACCUGCUCGUCGAACAUCUCAAAAUUAUGGGCAUUAAUAUGGAGUUGGUCCCCCCUUUGCUGCUAUAACAGCCUCCACUCUUCUGGGAAGGCUUUCCACUAGAUGUUGGAACAUUGCUGCGGGGACUUGCUUCCAUUCAGCCACAAGAGCAUUAGUGAGGUCAUGCACUGAUGUUGGGCGAUUAGGCCUGGCUCGCAGUCGGCGUUCCAAUUCAUCCCAAAGGUGUUCGUUGGGGUUGAGGUCAGGGCUCUCUGCAGGCCAGUCAAGUUCCUCCACACUGAUCUCGACAAACCAUUUCUGUAUGGACCUUGCUUUGUGCACGGGGGCAUUGUCAUGCUGAAACAGGAAAGGGCCUUUCCCCAAACUGUUGCCACAAAGUUGGAAGCACAGAAUUGUCUAGAAUGUCAUUGUAUGCUGUAGCGUUAAGAUUUCCCUUCACUGGAACUAAGGGGCCUAGCCCGAACCAUGAAAAACAGCCCCAGACCAUUAUUCCUCCUCUACCAAACUUUACAGUUGGGGCAGGUAGCGUUCUCCUGGCAUCCGCCAAACCCAGAUUUGUCCGUCAGACUGCCAGAUGGUGAAGCGUGAUUCAUCACUCCACAGAACGCGUUUCUACUGCCCCAGAGUCCAAUGGCGGCGAGCUUUACACCUCUCCAGCCGACGCUUGGCAUUGCGCAUGGGGAUCUUAGGCUUGUGUGCGGCUGCUCAGCCAUUUAAACCCAUUUCAUGAAGCAUCUGACAAACAGUUAUUGUGCUGACGUUGCUUCCAGAGGCAUUUUUGAACUCGGUAGUGAGUGUUGCAACCUCGGACAUACUAUUUUUACACGCUAUGCUCUUCAGCACUCGGCGGUCCCGUUCUGUGAGCUUGUGUGGCCUACCACUUCGCGGCUGAGCCGUUGUUGCUCCUAGACGUUUCCACUUCACAAUAACAGCACUUACAGUUGACCGGGGCAGCUCUAGCAGGGCAGACAUUUUACGAACUGACUUGUUGUAAAGGUGUCAUCCUAUGACGGUGUCACGUUGAAAGUCACUGAGCUCUUCAGUAAGGCCAUUCUACUGCCAAUGUUUGUCUAUGGAGAUUGCACGGCUGUGUGCUCGAUUUUAUACACCUGUCAGCAACGGGUGUGGCUACAAUAUCCGAAUCCACUCAUUUGAAGGGUCGUCCACAUACUUUUGUAUUUACAGUGUGUAAUUAACUAUAGAAAGGACAGCAGCAGAAUAACCAUGUUUUCAUUUCCCAGUGACGGGUCCCUUGUCAGAGAUACAGAUCGCCUACGUCUGCAGAGAGACCAUACAGGUAAUUAGACAUGGUUCAACCCUCUUGGUGCCAGUUUCCUGGACCUCGACUCGGCCUACUUCUGCGGCCGUCUCAGAGCAGCUGUGCUGAUUUUAGGAUCAGAGUUUUGCCUUUUUAGAUCACAGUGAAGGAGGUUAUAUGGACAGGGAGGACCCGAUCCUAGAUCCUACUCGACGCUUGAUACAUAAAGCCCCCAAGACUACAAAACUGUACUCAAUGGUAUCUCCAUUUAAAGGGCUGUUUAGGCCGGAAAUAGGCCUAGAUUUAAUCUAGAUCCAGGAAACCAGCCCUAGUUGGUGUCUAACUUCUCACAUUUACUCUUCUGGGUGUCGCCAACGUUAGCAAUUCCACCCAGUCUCACAUGGCUCUUUUCAUUCACAGGGUUUGGGAUACCUACACAGCAAGGGAAAGAUGCACCGUGAUAUCAAGGUAUGGCACCGUACAUAUUCCCUCUCUCUUCUUUACACUGGCCCACUAAAUGUCUCUGCCAGUUCAUCAUGAAGGGGAAGAAGUCCUUGUCUGGCAGUACCGCUCUCACACCUUCCUCUUCGCUGCAGACUGAGGUGUGAAUUACAUUGUUAAAAACACGUCGUCUGCAAUAUUACCCCCUUGUGUCGACGCUGCACCAGAGAAGUAUGGUGGUAUUUCAUCUCUGCAGAGUGAGUAAAAGCCACAGGAAGAGAGUGGUUGGCUGGCUGGCUGGCUAGCUGGCUGGCUGGCUGGCUGGCUGGCUGGCUUGGGGGUAUGUAGUGGUGUACUGCGGUUGCAUGUGACUGAUUUUAGUCAGUCAGCGUAGGCAGCAGCUCUAUAGAGAUGAGAUGAUGACUUGGAAUGAAAUAAUAAAGUCAACAAAUGUAAUAUACACAACAACUGAAAUAUUUUAUUCAAGUCACGUUAAUAAAUGAUGGUCACUACCAUCAUGGGACUUUUAUAUUAAUCGUUUUAUUCUGUGUUAACAGCAUUCAAAACUGAAAUCAAAAGAAACAGAUUAUUUUUUAAGAAUCGAACAGAAACCAAACCGGACUCAAAACGCACUAAUCACUCAGCACUAUUAGACACCAAACGGAAGAAAACAGACUGAAACAGGGAGGGAUUAACUGGACUUGUCCAAUAAGAAACACACUGUUUCUGUUUCUGUGGCCUACAGACAACGACCCAGUUCAUGCCUCUAGCCCUAGUGUAAUGGUUCUGUUCUCUUGUGUUGUUAUCAGUGGGUCAGGGUUGGGUGCAGAGGUUCUGUUCUCUUGUGUUGUUAUCAGUGGGUCAGGGUUGGGUGCAGAGGUUCUGUUCUCUUGUGUUGUUAUCAGUGGGUCAGGGUUGGGUGCAGAGGUUCUGUUCUCUUGUGUUGUUAUCAGUGGGUCAGGGUUGAGUCCAGAGGUUCUGUUCUCUUGUGUUGUUAUCAGUGGGUCAGGGUUGGGUGCAGAGGUUCUGUUCUCUUGUGUUGUUAUCAGUGGGUCAGGGUUGAGUCCAGAGGUUCUGUUCUCUUGUGUUGUUAUCAGUGGGUCAGGGUUGAGUCCAGAGGUUCUGUUCUCUUGUGUUGUUAUCAGUGGGUCAGGGUUGGGUGCAGAGGUUCUGUUCUCUUGUGUUGUUAUCAGUGGGUCAGGGUUGGGUGCAGAGCAUAUCUCAGCUUUACCACCAUACCCAGAGAGUCGUUUCCUGUUUCUGCUGUCCUCUCUCUCUCUCUCUCUCUCUCUCUCUCUCUCUCUCUCUCUCUCUCUCUCUCUCAAUUCAAUUUAAGGGCUUUAUUGGCAUGGGAAACGUAUGUUAACGUUGCCAAAGCAAGUGAAGUAGAUAGUAAACAAAAGUGAAAUAAAUAUUAACAGUAAACAUUACUCAGAAGUUCCAAAAGAAUAAAGACAUUUCAAAUGUCAUAUUAUGUCUAUAUACAGUGUUGUAACAAUGUGCAAAUAGUUAAAGUACAAAUGGGAAAAUAAAUAAACAUAAAUAUGGGUUGUAUUUACAAUAGUGUUUGUUCUUCACUGGUUGCCCUUUUCUUGUGGCAACAGGUCACAAAUCUUGCAGCUGUGACGGCACACUGGUAUUUCACCCAAUAGAUAUGGGAGUUUAUCAAAAUUGGGUUUGUUUUUGAAUUCUUUGUGGGUCUGUGUAAUCUGAGGGAAAUAUGUGUCUCUAAUAUGGUCAUACAUUUGGCAGGAGGUUAGGAAGUGCAGCUCAGUUUCCACCUCAUUUUGUGGGCAGUGUGCACAUAGCCUGUCUUCUCUUGAGAGCCAGGUCUGCCUACGGCUGCCUUUCUCAAUAGCAAGGCUAUGCUCACUGAGUCUGUACAUAGUCAAAGAUGUCCUUAAUUUUUGGGUCAGUCACAGUGGUCAGGUAUUCUGCCACUGUGUACUCUCUGUUUAGGGCCAAAUAGCAUUCUAGUUUGCUCAGUUUUUUUGUAAAUUCUUUCCAAUGUUUCAAGUAAUUAUCUUUUUGUUUUGUCAUGAUUUGGUUGGGUCUAAUUGUGUUGCUGUCACCCCCCCCCCCCCCCCCCCCCCCCCCUCUCUCUCUGGCUCUCUCUCUCUCUGGCUCUCUCUCUCCCUCUCCCUCCUCUCCUCUCUCCUCUCUCCUCUCUCUCUCUCUCUCUCUCUCUCUCUGGCUCCUCUCUCCUCUCUCUCUGGCUCUCUCUCUCCCUCUCUCUCUCUGUCUCUCUCUCUCUCUGGCUCUCUCAAUUCAAAGGGCUUUAUUAUCAUGGGAAACAUUUUUUUACAUUGCCAAAGCAAGUAAACCAUCUCUGCUCUCCUCUACCCAUCUCUUUCUCCCUCCCUCCCUCCCUCCCUCCCUCCCUCCCUCUCUCUCGCGCUCUGUUGCUCUCUCUCCUCCUCUCUCUUCUCUCUCUUCUCUCUCCUCCUCUCUCGUCUUCUCUCUCUGGUCUCUCUUCUCUCUCUCCUCCCCCCCCUCUCUCUCUCUCUCUCGCUCUCUCCUCCUCUCUCUCCUCUUUCUCUCACUGCAGAAUGCCACCAGACACAGCUGUCAAUAAACUGCCAACCCCGCUACCACAAUACAAACUCCCUCACUAUAGUGUUGCCCCACAGUGAAAAUACAAUACCUGCUAGCUACACAAUUACAAUCACUUUAUCACAACCAGUCGAAGAUGAAAUAACACACUCAUGAUAAUCAUUUUGUGGAAAGGGGAAAUGUUUGAUCAGCUGUUAAGUUCUGAAGAGUGAUGGAACUUUAUAUAUCCUCAAAUCAAAUCAAAUCUAAUUUGUCACAUACACACGUUUAGCAGAUGUUAUUGCGGGUGUAGCGAAACGCUUGCGUUCCUAGCUCCAACAAUGCAGUAGUAUCUAACAAUUCACAAAAAUACACACAUCUAAAAGUGAAAGAAUGGAAUUAAGAAAUAAAUAAAUAUUAGGAUGAGCAAUGUUGGAGUAGAAUUGACUAAAAUACAGUAGAAUAGAAUACAGUAAUGUAGAUAUGAGAUGAGUAAAGCAGUAUCAACACAUUGCUGUGCGGCUGAGAGACUAACGGCUCGACGUUUGGGUUCUUUUCUCCAGGGUGCUAAUAUCCUCCUGACAGACAGCGGGGAUGUGAAACUAGGUGAGCUAUUCGAUCUCUAUGAAGACGGCCUAUAAAAGGGCUAACCUCGUGACCCUCAGCUGUGUGUCUGUUUAUAUCAUCUGAAAGGACCUGUCACUUCUCAUUCCAGCCGAUUUUGGAGUAGCAGCCAAAAUAACAGCCACCAUUGCCAAGAGGAAGUCCUUCAUCGGGACCCCUUACUGGUGAGUCCUCCUCUGAGACCGUUUGUCCCGAAUGGCACCCUGUUCCCUUUAUAGUUCACUACUUUUAUAGGGUGCCAUUUGGGACGACACUUUCUCUCCAUAAAGAGCCCCUGAAAGUGUUUAUUCAAAGAUUGCUGUUGUUCAGGCAACUUUCUCUUCAGGGCCAUGCCUCACUAGAGGAUCACCCCCCCCCAACCCACAGGGGGCAGCAUUGUAGUACUUUAACUACCCCACAGGGGGCAGCAGUGGAAUACGUUAAAUACCCCACAGGGGGCAGCAGUGGAAUACGUUAAAUACCCCACAGGGGGCAGCAUUGGAAUACGUUAAAUAACCCAUAGGGGGCAGCAGUGGAAUACGUUAAAUACCCCACAGGGGGCAGCAGUGGAAUACGUUAAAUACCCCACAGGGGGCAGCAGUGUAAUACGUUAACUACCCCACAGGGGGCAGCAAUGGAAUACGUUAACUACCCCACAGGGGGCAGCAGUGGAAUACGUUAACUACCCCACAGGGGGCAGCAGUGUAAUACGUUAACUACCCCACAGGGGGCAGCAGUGGAAUACGUUAACUAACCCACAGGGGGCAGCAGUGUAAUACGUUAACUAACCCACAGGGGGCAGCAGUGUAAUACGUUAACUAACCCACAGGGGGCAGCAGUGUAAUACGUUAACUAACCCACAGGGGGCAGCAGUGGAAUACGUUAACUAACCCACAGGGGGCAGCAGUGUAAUACGUUAACUAACCCACAGGGGGCAGCAGUGUAAUACAUUAACUAACCCACAGGGGGCAGCAGUGUAAUACAUUAACUAACCCACAGGGGGCAGCAGUGUAAUACAUUAACUAACCCUAGAGCCGUAUGAAUUUUAAACCCGAGCCUGAGCUCGUGGCGCUCUGAGUCUGUGAGUAUCCAUAGCAACGGCUCCACUUGGGCUGCUCUGCUCAAUGAAGAGACAUGAGAGAGCCGUUAGCUGUUAGCUACUUUCAGUCACUCUAAACUCUGACAAAACUCAAGGAACAUCAUUAUUUUCUGUGAAGUAAUCUCUCCUGUUUUUAUAUUGGACGAGGUUGAAGCGCUUCUGACACCAUGUUAUGGUCUUAGUCAGAUAUGACUGUACUGUGCAGCAGAGCACGAGGAAAUGGCUGAGCUUCAAAAUGUUACUGAUCAAUUUAGUGAAGCCCUGCCCGAACCUUUAGUUAUUGAUGAGAAAACAGGCCCUACCCGGCCCUAACCCGAUGUAUGGCCCCUGAGGUAGCGGAUUGAGAUGAUGUGGAACGGGAAGACUAGAUGUGUAAUAUCCCCAAACUAGAAUUAAUUCUAUUUCUAUGUGUAAUAUGUCUUUAUUCUGUCCAGGAUGGCCCCGGAGGUAGCAGCGGUGGAGAAGAACGGAGGAUACAACCAGCUGUGUGACAUCUGGGCCGUGGGCAUCACCGCAAUAGAACUGGCUGAGCUGCAGCCCCCUAUGUUUGACCUGCACCCAAUGAGGUACUGCUCCUGAUCCACUUCCUCACUUAUCAGCCAAUCUGGGCUGUCUCCGCCAUCCACUUCCUCACUCAUCUAUUAAUCAGUGCUGUUUCUGCUCCACUUCCUCGUAUAUAUCAACCAAUCAGGGCUGUUUCUACUCCACUUCCUCAUCACCCUUUUGAGGUGUCGGCAGAAAGCGGAUGUUGCCGGUUUUCAGGUUUACAAUAUUUUCAACCUAACUUCCGUUUCCCCUGAAAAACGGAAGAGGGGAUUCCGCUCAGGCUGCUACGUUAGGUCACUUCCUCAUAUAUCAGCCAAUGAGUGCUGCUCCUGCCCUCCACUUCCUUACACAUGUCAUCCACCGAUCAACUGCUGUUUCUGCCCCACUUAUCUAACAAUCUGCUGGAUUGAUCUACUUCCUGCUUUUGUAUUCUGAUAAUGUUGCCUCUGAUCUUUUCAUCACUAAAGCUGUUCUCUGAUCUGAUGCAAUUAAAAUUACAGGGGCGAGUUUCCCAAAAUGUUUGUAGCACUAAGAUUAUUGUUAGUCCAUUGCCUUAAUGCCUUCCACUGGCCUUAAGAUGGUCUUAGUGCGUAGGAAGGUUUUGUGAAACUCACCCCAGUACAUUGUGGGAAAGUCUCACCACACUGGUGGUAAAAUAAGAGAAUGUUAUAGCUCAGCUGGUAACGCCAAGGUAGUGGGUUCGAACCCCGGGACCACCCAUACACAAAAAAAAAAAAAAUGUAUGCACGCAUGACUGUAAGUCGCUUUGGAUAAAAGCGUUUGCUAAAUGGCAUAUUAUUAUUAUUAUUAUUAUAUGACAUGAUUUAAUAUCAGUUGUGUUCUAUUCCAGGGCCUUGUUUUUCAUGUCAAAGAGCAGCUUUCAGCCUCCCAAGCUAAAAGACAAAACUAAAUGGUGAGUACAGUACAGUCCACCUGUGACCCGGAACGGUUAUACCCCGUUGUUUCUGUUUUCUGUUUUACUGCUGCAGUCCGUAACGGUAGUUUCCCUUCCAGGUCCACAGCCUUCCAUAACUUCGUUAAAGUCUGUCUGACCAAGAACCCAAAGAAGAGACCGACAGCAGAGAAGCUCCUUUCGGUAACUAACUGACACGUACUCAUUUGAAAGUGCUUCUUGGUCGAGGAAUAGUGUCAGGGAAACCAGCUUAUACAGUCUAAUUAAUCUACAUUUUACAUUUUAGUCAUUUAGCAGACGCUCUUAUCCAGAGCGACUUACAGUUAGUGAGUGCAUACAUUUUCUAGAGUUAAUAAUUACAAAUGUUCUGGAUCAUUAGGGUUGACAAGACUCUUCCUCUGAGAUGUACAAGGUGUUAAUUAUAGUGAAAAUGAAAUUCUUCAUCUCUUUUUUUUUCUGGACUCCAUGGUAAAAUAUGUCAGUUUGUUAAUAGUUGUCACUAGUUAAUAUCUGUUAUUAGGAGUAUUAGUGUGCAGACCAUCUGGUGUUCUUGAUGUCACUAGAUCACUAAUAAAGCCUGUCUGUCUGUCCGUCUGUCUGUCCCUCUGUCUGUCUGUCCCUCUGUCUGUCUGUCUGUCUGUCUGUCUGUCCCUCUGUCUGUCUGUCCCUCUGUCUGUCUGUCUGUCCCUCUGUCUGUCUGUCUGUCCCUCUGUCUGUCCCUCUGUCUGUCCCUCUGUCUGUCCCUCUGUCUGUCCCUCUGUCUGUCUGUCCCUCUGUCUGUCUGUCCCUCUGUCUGUCUGUCCCUCUGUCUGUCUGUCUGUCCCUCUGUCUGUCUGUCUGUCCCUCUGUCUGUCUGUCUGUCCCUCUGUCUGUAUGUCCCUCUGUCUGUAUGUCCCUCUGGCUGUCCCUCUGUCUGUCCCUCUGGCUGUCCCUCUGUCUGUCCCUCUGUCUGUCCCUCUGUCUGUCCCUCUGUCUGUCCCUCUGUCUGUCCCUCUGUCUGUCCCUCUGUCUGUGUAUCUGUCUGUCUGUCUGUUUAUCCUCCUGUCUGUCUGUCUGUCUGUCUCCCUCCCUCCCUCCCUCCCUCCCUCCGUGUUACAGCAUGUGUUUAUAGGCCAGACAGGUCUGACCAGGAGGGUAGCUGUGGAGCUGCUGGACAAGAUGAACAACCCAGACAACCACCAACACUUCUCUGAGGUGGACGACGAUGACCUGGAGGUAUAUAACUAA